Theobroma cacao (cacao) is the source of this 3485-nucleotide messenger RNA. Its product is annotated as protein PHOX1-like. NCBI's taxonomy places the organism in Eukaryota, Viridiplantae, Streptophyta, Magnoliopsida, Malvales, Malvaceae. Gene Ontology annotation, molecular function: protein binding. The record is from RefSeq and is a predicted model, not a curated record.
AAAACAAAAACCGGAAAACGUUGGUCUGUUUUCUUUUCUUCCAUAUUCUCUCUGCAACACAAUACAUUAUCCCAUUUUCUCAUAAAAACAUUCUCUUUUGUGAGUUUUCCAGGAAAUUUUCCAUAGCUCAUUCUUGAGAUUUCAUUUCCCAGAUAAGUCCCCUGCCUUAAAAGUUUUCUUCUUUAUUUUUGGUUUUGCGUGAAGGUCUUAUCUUUUCAGUCGAAGUUGAAGGAUUGUGGAUUGAUUUGUUUCUCUCUGAAUUGGGAUUUGUUAUUUCUCUGUUAAGGAGUGACAACUCCUGGUUUGGAGGGGGUAAAGACGAUACUUUUCUUUUUGUGUUUUCAUUUUCUGGUGAUUUAUAUUAUGUAUAUGUUGGUGUGCUAAGGGAAGAUCCCAUUUUAGCUUAGAGGGAGAGAUUUAAGUUUUUGGAGUUGUUUUGGUAGAUUGACACCCAAAAUUGGACGUUUUGUUUGGAAAAGAUUUCUGGGUUUUGAUGGUUUUAGCUGCCUAAGAGCUUUUGUUUUGGAGUUCUUGUCUUAUUUGGUGUAUUUGAAUUGGUUUGUGGAUCUGUGUUCAUAGUCGUUGGGGUUGGAUUUUUAACUUGUGUGAGAAGUUAGACAAAGAGGGUAGUGAUCUUUUUUUUUCUUGCUGUGUUUCGUUUGAUUUGUUUGUGGAGUUUCUAGUUUGAGCCAAGUUAUAAAGUUGGUGGUAGUAUUUUGGGUUGGGAUUUUUAUUGUUAGAAAUUGUUGGAUUUGCAAUGGGGAAGCAUAAUGGAAAGAAUAAGAAGCAAACAGGACAAGCAGGUGAUAGUAAUGUGAAGCAAAGCAAAGUUGGAGAUAGUAGUUCGAAAGCCUAUGACAAGGACACGGCAAUUUUCAUUGCCAUGUCUCAAGAAUUGAAGGAAGAGGGGAACAAACUGUUUCAGAAGAGAGACCAUGAAGGAGCAAUGCUGAAAUAUGAGAAGGCCCUCAAAUUGCUUCCAAAGAAUCACACAGAUGUAUGCCAUCUUAGGAGUAACAUGGCUGCAUGUUAUAUGCAGAUGGGAUUGAGUGAGUACCCCAGGGCAAUCCACGAGUGUAAUUUGGCACUAGAGGUAACACCCAAGUAUAGUAAAGCACUGCUAAAGAGAGCAAGGUGUUACGAGGCUUUAAAUAGGUUAGAAUUAGCUUUCAGAGAUGUUCAUACAGUUCUGAACAUGGAGCCAAAUAAUAUCAUGGCAUUAGAGAUUUCGGAAAGGGUAAGAAGUACACUUGACAAGAAAGGGUUACAGGUGAAUGACACUGUGAUUGAAUUGCCUCCAGAAUAUGUUGAGCCUCCAAGUGCUUCACAAAGUCUAAAAGUUGUCAAAGAGAAAGCCAAGAAGAAGAACAAGAAGAAAAGCAAUAAAGCUGAAGAGAACAAGGCUGUGGACCAAAUUGAGGAGAAGAAGGUUGAUGAAAACAUAGAUGAAAAGAAGGCUGAGGAUAAACGGGUUGUAGAAGAGAAAAUUAGCAGUAAAAUGGAAGAAGAACCGAAGAAGAUUGUGAAGUUGGUUUUUGAUCAAGAUAUAAGAUGGGCUCAGUUGCCACUUAAUUGCAGCCUUUUGCAAUUAAGGGAAGCUAUUCAUGAUCGAUUCCCUAGCUCAAGAGCAGUUCUUAUGAAAUACAAGGAUGACGAAGGUGAUUUAGUCACAAUCACCAGUGAUGAAGAAUUGAGAUUGGCUGAACUAUCAGCAGAAUCACAGGGUUCUGUGAGGCUGUAUAUUGUAGAAGUCGACCCUGAGCAGGAUCCAUUCUUUGAGAGAUUUAAGUGUGAGGAGGUUCACAAUCUUAACAUAAAACAAGGUAAGGCAGCUGAAAAUGGGGAUGUCAGAAAGGGUAUGGAAACAGGAAAAGAUUCAUGUUGCAUUGAUGACUGGAUAAUUGAGUUCGCUCAACUGUUCAAGAACUAUGUUGGCUUUGAUUCAGAUGCAUACUUGAAUCUUCAUGAACUUGGUAUGAAGGAAUAUUCUGAGGCCAUGGAGGACACAGUUACGAGUGAAGAGGCCCAGGACCUUUUCGAAAGGGCAGCUGAGAAGUUCCAAGAGAUGACAGCAUUAGCAUUAUUCAACUGGGGAAAUGUUCACAUGUCCAGGGCAAGGAAGAGGGUGUAUUUCACAGAAGAUGGUUCAAGAGAAUCCAUACUUGUGCAGAUCAAAGCUACUUAUGAAUGGGCACAAGAAGAAUAUAGCAAAGCAGGCAAGAGAUAUCAAGAAGCAUUGAGAAUCAAACCAGAUUUCUAUGAAGCUCUUCUAGCUCUUGGGCAACAACAGUUUGAGCAGGCAAAACUUUCUUGGUAUUAUGCAAUUGGCAACAAUGUUGAUCUGGAAACAUGGCCUUCCGAGGAGGUUCUGCACCUUUAUAACAAUGCUGAGGAAAAUAUGGACAGGGGCAUGCAGAUGUGGGAGGAGUUAGAAGGGCAACGCCUGCAUGAACUAUCCAGAUCAACGAAGGAACAAACCCAGUUGCAGAAAAAGGGAUUGGAUGGUUUAUUCAAAGAUAUAUCAGCAGAUGAAGCUGCAGAGCAGGCUGUCAACAUGAGUGCUCAGAUAAACCUUUUAUGGGGUACCAUACUUUACGAACGAUCAAUUAUGGAAUUCAAACUGGGGCUACCUGUCUGGCAAGAAUGUUUGGAGGUGGCUGUUGAGAAAUUUGAGCAUGCAGGAGCUUCUCCCACAGAUAUAGCUGUUAUGGUAAAGAACCACUGUUCAAAUAACAACGCACUGGAAGGUUUAGGGUUUAAGAUUGACGAGAUAAUACAGGCAUGGAAUGAGAUGUAUGAAGCCAAAAAGUGCCAGAGCAAGAUUCCAUCAUUCAGACUAGAACCAUUACUUCGGCGGCGAGUUUCAAAAAUAUAUCAUGCAUUGGAGCAUGCAUGAGUUGUGUGUUGUUUGAGUGGGAUUUCCAGAAAAACAGGUGUUCGAAAGGCAUGCUUAAGUCCUUAAUAUUAUUUGGAAGUGGUACAUAUAGUCGUGCAUUUGAGUUAGGUUUUCUUGCUAUUUUCUUUUGAGAUCAAGCUUCAGCCUUGUACUUUCAGAUCAAAGGAGAGACUGUUGUAGUCUGAAAGUUUCGUUUGGUUUUAUAAUUUCUUUUCCCAGAAAAUUGAUACAGUUAUUGAAUCCUUACAUGUUUGGGGACGACUAGAAGCUGCAGCAGGAAUUUCCAUUGUUUUUUUUGUUGGUUUCUGCUCUUGCCUUCAUCAGCUUUCCCCUCAAAGAAGCAGAAUAUACACGCUGAAUUCAUUAUUUAGUUGCAAUAAUUUACAGAUUGCUUACCUGAUUGAUUAGUUAUUUCGAGCUGUAAGUUGCUCAGUUCUGAUUUCUAGCUUAGGCAUGCUUAUCAAGAAUUUUGGGAGACAGAUAUUUCUAAUGGAUUGAUGAUUAUAGAUUGGCUUGUUGUACUAUAUGUAAUUUGAGGAUUGGGGAUUUGUUUUCAGCUUUUGCUUCUAUAUUAUCAGACAUUCACACA